This is a messenger RNA of Heterotrigona itama, 2185 nucleotides long. The record is from the annotation of a GenBank genome assembly. NCBI's taxonomy places the organism in Eukaryota, Metazoa, Arthropoda, Insecta, Hymenoptera, Apidae.
ACAAUUGGACAAUUUCACAUCGUGUGGAUAAUGAAUUCAUUAUUUGCGGACUACAUACCGCGGCCUGUCGGCAGAACCACGUAAGAAGGCUUUAAUGUGACACAAGGGCGAGCAUGAUUCUGGCAGGAUCAGACCAUUUUCUGGCGGUACCUGUGGAAGCGACAGCAUUUCUCGGUGCCGUAGCUGGCUUCGUGGUCCUCCUGUUGGCUCUGUUCUUGUACCUGUCGCGCAAAUGGUGCUUCACCCCGCCAUCCACGACCACGCUUUUCGGCGGCGUUUGCGUGCCCCUCUGCGAAUCUAACAACGGUUCCACGUCGCAAAUUGCGAAGAACAUAGGCAAGGCAUUUUCCUACUCGGAUCCAGAGACCAGCUCCGAUUCGGAAGAGGACGUCCUUCGUCGAUUGAACUCGCAUUCUCAUCCGCCGCCGGACACUUUGACUAUCCAAGCGGAGGAUGGGCCGACCAUUCUCGUGCGUGGUAGAAGUCGGCGCCUCCGGCAUCAUUCUCGACAGCAGAGAGCAAGAGGUAGAGGUCGAGCAAAAUGGUUCGACCACCAAUGACGUUAUCACAACGAUGGGCACCAUCACCGAGGAAGUGGGCAGCUUGGAGGUCGCUUUCCUGUACGACGCGCCGAUGCGCGAGAUGACGGUUCAUGUACUGCAAGGACGAAAUUAUCCGGAAGGUAUAGGCGGCAGCCAAGUGCGGCUCGUGCUGUUACCAUCGAAGAAGCAACGCCGCAAAACUCGAGUGCGCCAGGGUACGUCUCCACAGUACAUGGAGAGUUUUCUACUCCCGCGUGUGAAUCCGGAGGACGUGAACGCCAUGGGUGUACGCCUGAGAGUGUAUCUGUGGGGCGGAAGGAUGCGACGGGAGAGAUUACUGGGCGAGGCCAGAGUCUCCUUCGAUCAGAUCAAUCUUCAGCUUGAAACUACACUUUGGUUAACGUUACAACCUCCACCGUUUUCUUCGGUACAAGAUUGGGGAACAACUAGUAGUUUGACUCGUAGCGACUCCACGGGAUCACAGCAGUCGGUUCAGUCGUACGCGUCACCGACGGCACGUAUGCCAAGCUACGCGUCGCACAUUGUACCUCCUUAUGGCAGUAGCAUGAAGGGCGGAAGCGUGGCGGAGAUUCUAAUAGGCUUGGCGUACAACGGGACGACCGGGCGUUUAUCGGUAGAGAUAAUCAAAGGGUCUCACUUCCGGGGUGGCGGUGGAAACGACACGAAACCACCCGACACGUACGUCAAGCUGGCUCUUGUGGACAGCAACGGCCACGAAAUGGAACGGUCGAAAACUGGCUUGAAACGUGCUCAACCGAAUCCUCUGUACAAGGAAACAUUUAUAUUCCAGGUCGCUCUGUUCCAACUUGGGGACGUCACUCUCUUUUUAUCGGUGUACAAUCGACGUAGAGGCGGAAUGGGAAGGAAAGGAAGAGAGAUGAUCGGUUGGCUCAGUUUGGGAUUGAACAGUUCCGGCUCGGAGGAGCUUCAACAUUGGAACGAUAUGCGCGCGGCGAGGCAACCGACGCAAGUGCAACGCUGGCAUUCGCUGUUGCGCCCUUGAAGCAUACGAUCACGAAAGAGUUCCUGUCACGGAGACACGUUUCACGAUGUUGUUGGCGAUAACGAUAUGGUUCGACAGAUAUAGAAACACGACAAUUGCGGCCGCUCUCUAUUGGAUGCCGUCUGUAACUGCCCACAGAAACAGAACACAGAAGUCAAUAUGUCGAUCUGUUGAUCCAGCUGAAUCAGAGCUGUCAUAAUUUUAGCAGUUUCUGGUAACUCUGAGUUCAAAACUCUAUCGAUGUACCAAGUACAUUCCUUUUUGAUACGCCGGACGGAGUUGAGGGUGUUUUCAACAUACAUAUUACGCCGCGUGAAUCCGCCGACGGAGAAUCGUCGUGGGAUACACAGCCAAGUCGAGAGCCCAUUAUGAACCGCGAUCCUCUAAUCGUUCUCCUUUGGACGACGCUAACUAAGCAAACGUAACUUUUCCUCUCUCGGCUCCGCGACACUUUUCAACGGGACACAUUCGAUUUGCAGUGCUUGUUCGUUUCGAAUCGAUCUACCACUUGGAUCUUGGUGUUUCGAUCGUAUGGUUCGAGAAUGGAUUGACACGCGCGAAACGAAUUAACCCCUUGGCUGCGUGAUGGUAUAAAUAUGUAAAUAUAAGGGGACAGGCU